Lingula anatina is the source of this 2250-nucleotide messenger RNA. Its product is annotated as b(0,+)-type amino acid transporter 1. NCBI's taxonomy places the organism in Eukaryota, Metazoa, Brachiopoda, Lingulata, Lingulida, Lingulidae. The record is from RefSeq and is a predicted model, not a curated record. Gene Ontology annotation, biological process: amino acid transmembrane transport. Gene Ontology annotation, molecular function: L-amino acid transmembrane transporter activity. Gene Ontology annotation, cellular component: membrane.
AAUAAAUCCAUUCUACAGAGAACUAAGGCAUAAUAGAUUAGCAUAGGUGGCUCCCAAUUUUAUGUUACUAUACAAAGAGAUGACAAACUGCUGAGGUAAUUGAAAAGCCUUGGUACUAGUUAGGGAUUUCUCUUUGGAACUUUAGGAAGGACAGACACUUUGAGGAGUAGUGGAAUGCUGGAACUAUACAUUUAAGAAGGGAUCGACAGUCAGAUACCAAGAAUACUGAGCAGAUAAAGAUGGAAAUUGAUAACCCAGGUUAUGAAGAUGUGUCUCCAGGUUCAGCCAAUCAAGAAGAUGCCAAUGGUUUGACACACAGACAUCCAGCUCGUCUGCCGUCCACCAGCUCACAACUUGGACUGGCCACAAGUGACCAGCUGGCCGCUGCAGGGGAUGGUCCAGAAAAAGUUGAACUGAAGAAAACCAUGGGUUUGGUCAGUGGGAUAGCACUUAUUGUAGGGACCAUGAUUGGUUCAGGGAUAUUCAUCUCACCAGGGGGCGUUAUAAGCAGCACAGGUUCUAUUGGUCUGGCACUGGUAGUGUGGGCAGGGUGCGGUAUACUGGCUAUUCUAGGUUCCUUGUGCUAUGCUGAGCUAGGGACGGCACUAACAAAAUCAGGCGGAGAAUAUGCAUACCUUUACGAAGCUUUCGGACCUAUCCCAGCAUACCUCUUUGCAUGGCUGUCAGUGGCAGUGAUAAAAACCUCCUCACUCUCUAUCAUUAUGUUAGCAUUUGGACAAUACUUAUCUGUCGUUAUAUACGAUGGCUGUGGUCCGCCUUCUUCAAUUCCCAAAAUGAUUGCAGCAGCUGCUAUUUUGGUUAUAAUGGGCAUCAACUGUUACUCAGUUAAGCUGGCGACAAGGGUUCAGAACUUCUUUGCUUUUGCAAAACUGGCUGCGAUUGGACUGAUUAUUGUUGGCGGAAUAGUUAAACUUAUACAAGGUAAUAUCCAACACCUUGGCAAUGGUUUUGAAGGCACCUCUAAUAAUGUGGCUGGAAUAGCACUGGCAUUCUAUGAUGGGCUGUGGGCUUAUGACGGCUGGAACAACUUGAAUUAUGCUACAGAAGAGUUGCAGAACCCGACAGUAAAUCUUCCUCGUGCCAUUCUGAUUGGCUUGCCGCUGGUUAUGAUAUGCUAUAUCCUUGUUAAUAUUUCCUACUUGAGCGUCAUGUCUGCUGCAGAAAUUAUUGCAUCACCUGCUGUAGCUGUUACAUGGGCAGAUAGAGUGAUAGGCCCAGCAGCCAUUAUUAUUCCUAUCUCUGUUGCAAUGUCCACAUUUGGUGCUGCUAAUGGCACAGCCUUCACAGGGGGCAGGCUUUGUUUUGUGGCAGCCAGAGAAGGCCACCUUAUGAGUAUUCUGUCCAUGGUUCAUGUCAAGAAGUACACACCUCUCCCGUCCAUGAUCUUUACUGCCUGCAUUGCCAUUCUGAUGAUCAUUCCAGGAGAUAUAUCUGCUCUGAUCGAUUUCUUUAGUUUUACUGCCUGGUUGUUUUAUGGAGCGACAUUUGCUGCUCUUCUUGUCCUACGAUUCAGACAGCCUGACCUGCCAAGGCCAUACAAGGUUCCAAUAGUGAUACCAAUUUUCAUGCUGCUUGCUUCCCUGUACCUAGUCAUAGCUCCCAUUGUGGACUCCCCUAAACUGGAGUACCUGUACGCAACCUUGUUUAUUUUGGCUGGACUUAUCUUUUAUGUGCCUUUCAUCCACUUUAAAAUACACCCAAAGUUCAUUGAUAAAAUCACAACAGCUCUUCAGUUGUUAAUGGAAGUAUCACCAACAGAGUAUGAACCAGACAGUUAGACACUAGAAGAUGGCGGAUCUAGAGCAUUUUAUUGAAAAAAAGGUUUCUGAUGACAAUCAGACUGGUAUAUGAAUAUAAACAGUUUGAAAGAAAUCAAGAUGUCAUUAAUGAACAUAAAUUUAAGGAACAAGGACUUAAAGAAAAUGAUGUUAAAGCAUCUUCAAGCUUCACCUGAGUAAAAUACCAGCUGAGCUGCUUAUACAGAGACAAUUAAACAAACAUUUUUAAACGCACAUAUGUAAAUGGUGAUUCGCAGAUCAGUGCAAAUUUAGGGGGGGGUCAGGGGGGUCCCAAUCCCACUUUGAUUUCUGAUUAAAAUAUCAUACAAAUGGUCCCCUAUUGAAAUUAGAAUUUUGACUAGCUGUAAAUCAUAGUUCUAAACCGUACCAAAUGGCACUGUUCACCCUCUAAAAUACCACAUUUUGGGGGGCCUCAUGCCCGGAGUGGGGG